AUGCCCCUUGUCCUCCUGCUAGCUGGGUUGACUAUGGCUCUGUCCAUCCCUGGCACUUCAUCUGAGUCAGCCACGCUGCAGUUCCUGGGGCAGACAGACUUUGUUGUCAACGAGAGCAGCACAGCUGUAGUCCGGCUGGUUAUAGAGAGAGUGGGAGACCCGGUCAAUGUGACAGCUUUGGUUCUGCUGGAGGGAGUGGACACUGGGGAUUUUGAGGCUGUUAAUGCUGCAGCCUUCUUGCUGUCCACUGAGUCCAGUAAGACCAUCUUCAUCGCUGUGAAAGAUGAUGACUUGCCAGAGGCCGAUGAGACAUUUACCUUUAACCUUACACUACAGAGCUCUUCUAAUGGCGUGACGCUGGGAACGCCAAACAAGGCAACCAUCACCAUCCUGUCCAAUGACAACGCCUUUGGAAUAAUUGCCUUCAACUCUACUAAAGAGAUUGUUGUCGAUGAGCCAAGAGGAGUGAACCAUUAUGUGCCUUUCACCCUAGUUAGAGAAAAGGGAACGUACGGGACUGUGACCGUGAACUAUGAGAUUUCUGAUGGACCUAACCCUGCCUUUGAGGACCUCAGUCCAGACAGAGGGAACAUCACCAUUCCUGUAGGACAGUCAGUGGUGCAGUUUAUUGUCCUCAUACAGGAUGACCAGAUCCCAGAGGAUGACGAGGUUUUUACUGUCAGGCUAACCAGUGUGGCAGGGGGAGCUCUCCUCAAGCCUAACGCCAGCAGUGUCCAGCUGAGAAUCAGGCGUAAUGACAGCCCGCUGCGCUUCUCCACCUCUAUCAUGGCAGUACAAGAGUCGACUGGAGUCAUUGCCCUCAAUGUGACCCGUGGUCGACUGACCGAGGAUGGGCCACUCGUUGGCUCUGUUGACACGGAGGUCUCAGUAGAUUACAAAGUGGUGAGCGGAGAAGGACUGGGCAGCGCCACAGCGGCGGUGGAUUUCCUCGAUCUACAGCCGGUCAGAACAGUUACCUUCCCUCCAUUUGUCUACAAGACCAGCCUGCUGUUCAACAUUAGAGAUGAUGACGUGCCAGAAAUAGCAGAAUCCUUCCACGUGGUCUUUCUGGAGGAGACCAUCAAAGGAGAUGCUGUGCUAGUAUCACCUAAUGCGGUGCUAGUGACCAUCGAGCCCAAUGAUAAGCCUUAUGGAGUCCUGUCAAUCAGCAGCAGUGCAGUUUUACACCCAAUCAUCAUAAAUGAAGACCUAACACAGAGAUUUGAAGGCAUCAUUAUUGUAAGAAAUGGAGGAAGCUAUGGUGCGGUGUCUGCCAACUGGUCCAUCAGUAGAAACUCCAGUGACCUCUCCUCAGUGUUGGAUGAUUUGAGCCCUGCAGAGGGAACAGUGAGAUUUGCUGCCGGUACAGUAACGGCUGUGAUUCCAAUAAACAUCGUGGCAGAUGAUCUACCUGAAGAAGCAGAGGCUUUUACGCUCAAGCUGCUACCAAAUACUGUAACUGGAAACGCAGAGGUUGAUGAACCCAUGGAGGUUGUGUUCUACAUUCAGGACAGUGAUGACGUUUAUGGGCUUUUUCACUUUGACCCGGCGAAAGAGCAAAGCAUUCAAAGCCAACCAGAGGGCCGUUUCUUGUCACUACAUUUCUUGCGAGAUGGUGGUACACUGGGAGAUGUGACUUUGACUCUCACGGCACUCUACAUUCCUGCAGGCCCUAUAGACCCAGCACUGGCCCGAGAUGGGGUUCUGAAUGUUAGCAGGUCCAUUAAUGUUGUGUUUGCCCGUGAGCAGAUGGUACAUGUUGUACUGCCAAUCAGGAAUGAUGCCUUUCUGCAGAAUGGAGCUCAUUUCUUGAUACAGUUAAAUACACUGGAGCUGGUUGACAUCAAACCUCCAAUUCAUUCAAACAGCCCGAGGUUUGGUGGACCUUUAAACUUAACUUUGACUGUCACCCCUGACAUCGCUAACGGGGAAAUCGGCUUUACCAGUAACACCACGGUGGUCCUAUAUGAACCAGAGGACAACAAUACAAGCACAGUCAGCAUCCCUCUUCGACGUGAUGGGACAGACGGUCAGGCUGAAGUGUUCUGGAGUCUCCAACCCACUGGAGCCAAUCGAGAUAUAACUGCUAAAGACCUCAAGCCUCUAAACGGCUCUGUUAUCUUUCUCUCAGGGCAGAGUGAUGCUUUCAUCAACUUCACUAUCCUGGCUGAUGAUAUCCCAGAAGUAAACGAGACCUUACUGCUCACUCUGGAUAGGAGUAUUGUUGAAAACCAGAUCCUGAAAGCUGGCUUUACCAGCAGAAAGAUUGUCAUCAUGGAGAAUGAUGACCCUGGGGGGGUGUUUGAGUUUUCCCAAUUUUCGAGAGGUCCAUGGGUCAUCCAUGAGGGGGAAACCGUGGAGCUGCAUGUGGUCAGAGCUCAGGGACAGCUUCUCAAACAGCUGGUUCGAUAUGCUGUCAUGCCUUCAGGCAACACUGAAUUCUACGGCGCCACAGGCAUCCUGGAGUUCAAACCAGGGGAGAGAGAAGUGGUGGUGGCACUUGUGGCGAGGCCUGAUGGGGUGCCUGAGCUAGAAGAAACUUUCUCGGUGGUACUGAGUAGCCACAGUACUCCACCCAGUCGCCUUGGUAACCACAGAGAGGUUAACAUCACAGUGCGAAAGAACGAUGACCCCUUUGGCGUCAUUGAGUUCAUCCAACCAGGACUGACGGUGGCCAUCAAUGAGAGCAAGGGGGACGAGAUGCACCAGGGUACUUUGAACGGUGUACCUGUAGUGAGGAACAGAGGUCACUUCGGAGAAGUGUCAGUCUCCUGGGUCCUGGAGCCAGCACUGUCUGGAGACGUGAGCCCCAUCCAGGGAAAUAUCACCUUCACGGAGGGGGAGAACCUCAAAAACCUCACUCUCUUCUCUGUUCCAGACGAGCUCCCAGAGGACAUGGAGAAUUUCACCAUCACAUUGUUGAAUGCUACAGGUGGUGCAAGGCUGGGAAACAAACUCAGUGCCAUUUUACACAUUAACAAGAAUGAUGACUCCAUUUACUUUUCUGAACCCGUGAUUGUACGACUUCAGGAAGGUGGCAUAGCCAACUUCAGCGUUCUGAGGGCAGGGAGGGCAGACUUUGUUGCGACGGUAAUGUAUCGUGUGGACUAUGGAAAUGCAUCCCCAGGUGACCUCACCUUGCUGAGUAAUGACACGCUGCUGGUGUUUGACGUGGGCCAAUGGAUAAAGAACAUCUCAGUUGCUGUAGAAGAUGACAACAUACCGGAGACUGAUGAGCCCUUUUACAUUGUUCUCUACAAUGCUACUGGUGAUGCCGUUGUAUAUGGAGCAGAUACAGCUACUGUGGUGAUUGAGGCCAAUGAUGACGCCAAUGGGAUUUUCUCCCUGGAAGCCACAGAAAAACCGGUCAAAGAGGGCAAUACCAAUCAUUUUUAUGUCCUGCGUACCAGAGGACAUUUUGGUAACGUUACAGUUUUCUGGCAGCUGUUUGCAAAUGACUCAGAGACUCCUCUGGAGGAAAACCAGGAGUUUACCAACAUAUCUGGCUCCAUCACCUUCACAACAGGGGAAGAGACCAAACCUAUCGUUCUGGAAGCCAUCUCAGAUAAGCUCCCAGAGUUCAAUGAGUUCUUUAUCCUCAGACUGGUCGACAUCUCAGGAGGCCAUCCGGGGGAGGGUGGACAACUUGCAGAGACUUCCCUGAGUUCAGUUCUCAUCCCUUUCAAUGACGACCCGUUUGGUGUCUUUGCCAUUGCGGACAGCAACCUGGACCAAGAAGUAGCUGAAGAUGUACUCUCAGAUGAGGAUAUGGCCGAUGUCACUUCUUUCACUGUCCUUCGCCAGCAGGGUACUUUUGGUGAUGUGCGUGUCGCCUGGGAGAUUGUAUCUGGACACUUCCCAGAGGGCCUUCCUCUGAUGGAUGACCUGCUCCUUCAAGCCUCCUUCCCAGAUGAGGUUCAGCUCAGGCCUCAUGCCAGGCGACACCACUCUGCCACAGACACAUGGUUUUUCUCCGGGCUCCCGGGGGCUUAUGGGACCAUCUCCCCUGAAGAUGGGCCGGCUGCUGUUUCCAACUUUACCAUUUCUGCUUGGCUUGUGCCCAGCCCGGACACUGACGGCUUCAUAUUCAGCAAAGGAACAAGAAAUGGGACUUUGCAUUAUGGAGUGAAGGUCCACACCAAUGAGUCUCAUGUCACAGUGAUGCUGUACUAUACAGCCAUAGGAUCAAGCAAUCCACAAGUGGCUCGAGCCACUGCUGAGAAAUUUUUAGAGAAUAACGCCUGGUUACACGUGAUUCUUACCGUUGAUGAUGGGAUUAUUGAGUUCUUCCUGGAUGGGAUCCCUAUUCCUGGAGGACUGAGGAGCAUCAAAGGAGAGGGCGUUGCCGAUGGACCUGCGUCUGUGUAUAUUGGUUCGGAUCCUGAGGGUGAACAGCGCUACACAGGCCUUCUCCAGGACGUCCGCUUGUACAGGACUAAGCUGAACCGCAGCCAUAUCCACGAGCUCCACACCCAGCCUGCUAAAACAGACCUGCGUAGCAUUUCAGGUUACCUGCGCUACCGGCAGGAUGAGAGGCAGAAGUCAUUUGUGGUGGAGGCCAGGGAUGAUAAUGAGGAGGAGGGGGAGGAGAUGUUCUAUCUACAGUUGGUAGCAGUUCAUGGUGGAGCGCGCCUGCCUCUCCCCAGACCCACUGCUAUAUUGCGUGUCAUGAAAAGUGACAAUGCCAAUGGGCUUUUUGGCUUCACUGGUGCCUGCAUACCUGAUACCACUGAGGAAGGCUCCACCAUCUCUUGUGUGAUCGAGCGUUUGCGGGGAUCUCUGGACCAUGUUUAUGUCAACUACAAUGUUACCCAACUGGAUACCUUGGACAGUGAGACCCCUGCCCAUCAGGAUUUUGUGAAUGCCACUGGUGCUGUGCUUUUCACGCCUGGACAACGCUCUGAGGUGCUGAACCUGUUAGUGUUGGAUGAUAACCUUCCAGAGCUGGCAGAGUCCUUUCAGAUCACUCUGGUGUCAGCAGAGUCUGGUGACGGGAAGCUGGGUUCCACCCCCACCAGCGGAGCGAGCAUUGAUCCAAAUAGCUCUGUCAACAUUGUCACUGUCACAGCUAGUGAUCACCCUUAUGGCCUGCUGCAGUUUCAGCCCAGCCCUCCAGGAGAAGGACUAAUCUCUCCUGUUUUCGAGCCUGCUCACAUAACUGUUAAUGAGGAAGAUGGACAAGUCCGUUUGUUGGUGGCCAGGGCCCAGGGCCUUUUAGGAAGGAUCAUGGUAGGAUACAGGACGACCCCCUUCACAGCAUCCAGCCCUGAAGACUAUGAGGUUAACGGCAUUCUGGACUUUCUUCCAGGGGAACGAUUAAAGUUUAUCCCUGUGACUAUCGUUGAUAAUCCUGUCCCCGAGCUGGACAAGAUUUUUAGAGUGGAGCUCUACAAUGCUGAUGGAGGAGUUGGUCAGUAUCUGAAUAGUGAAGGGAGUGGUAGUGGUGAGAGUGACUCUGACUUCCUCCUUCCAUCCUACUACCACCAUGGUAACUUGGGAGUUGCGUCUCGCAUCACAGUGACCAUUGCUGCUUCUGAUGAUGCCCAUGGAGUGUUUCAGUUCAGUCCUAGAUCUCUCUCUAUCAAUGGGACAGAACCAGAGGAUGGACGCAGCUCUGUGGUGCUUCAGGUGGAUCGGUCCUUUGGUGACCUCUCCAAUGUAACUGUGUACUGGGAGGUUGAUCCCAGCUCUGAGGGGGAGCUCCUCAGCAGGUUUGGGAACAUCACCUUUGGAGUAGGGCAGACUACAGAGAAUAUCAUCAUUGAUGUGGCUCCAGAUGAGAUCCCUGAGCUGGACAGAAGUUUCACUGUGUCAUUGGUUAAUGUCUCUCAUGGUCGUCUGGGACCUCAGAUAUCUGCUACUCUGACUGUACUCGCCAGUGAUGACCCCUAUGGGGUUUUUGUAUUCGCUAACGAAACAAGGUCUGUCCGACUUCCUGAAGCUGACUCAUCUGUCUCCCUCAACAUCCUGCGACAGAGAGGCCUGAUGGGUCAGGUGAAUGUGACAUAUGGGACACUUAAAGAGGCACAGCCAGAACCUUUCAGGACCCCUGGAGUGGGCCGGGCUACUGAGGGACGGGAUUUUGUCCCUCUCUUGGAUUCUGUUGUGUUCUUGGCCAAUCAGAGUGAAGCAAACAUCAGACUUCAAGUGCUAGAUGAUGAGGAUCCAGAGAGAGACGAGUCAAUUUUUGUGAAGUUGAUCAGUGUUCAGCUUAUCGAAGGAGAGCAGGAAAGAUCCAUUUCCAAUUCCCCUUCUGUGGGCCCCCUGACUGACACCUUUGCCCAGGUGAUAGUGGAGGCGAGCGAUGAUGCUUUUGGAGUCCUUCAGUUAUCGGCUUCUGCUGUCAGUGUUGCUGAGCACUAUGUUGGACCUAUCAUUAAUGUUACACGUGUCGGAGGGAUUUUUGCAGACGUGUCUGUCAAGUUCAGAGCAGUGCCUUUGACUGCCAGAGUCAGUGAGGACUACAGUGUAGCCUCCACUGAUGUUGUCCUCCUUGAGGGAGAGUCCAGUAAAUCUGUUCCCGUCUAUGUCAUCAAUGAUAUGGUCCCGGAGUUGGAGGAGACCUUUCUUAUCGAGCUCAUCAACCAAACCACAGGCGGAGCUCUUCUGGGGGAGCUCACCCGUGCCAUCAUCACCAUACUGCCUUCUGACGACCCAUUCGGUGCCUUUGUCUUCCAAGCUAUUCCAGUCACCAUAGAAGAACCAGGAUCUAACUCCAUUGAGGUCAAGUUGCCAAUUGUACGUAAUGCUGGUACUAUUGGCACAGUGGUAGUCCAAUGGCAAGCCACUGUAAACGGUAAAUUAGCAAAUGGGGACAUCAGACCCACAUCGGGGGAGGUUAGAUUUGCUCCUGGAGAGACCAUGAAGACGCUGCAAGUAGAGAUUUUAUCUGACGAUGUACCUGAAAUCACAGAGAUAAUUAAGGUGGAGCUUACUGGUGCCAGUAAUGGGGGAAACCUUGGAGCUGAUACAUCUGUCAACAUCAUAGUGCCUGCUAAUGACAACCCAUAUGGGACUGUGUUCUUUGAACAAUCUGUUUACCGCGUUCAAGAGCCCCUGGAGGGAGUUCAUAGGGCUAAUAUUACUGUCCGCAGGAGUGGUGGACACUUUGGUCGCUUGGAGAUCUUGUACAGCACCUCUGAGAUUGACGUUGUUGGUUUGGUUCAGAAGGAUAACCAGAACCUUCUGAUGUACUAUGCACUCCCAAAACCAGGCAUUCCCUCAGUCCCCCUCCUUAGGACAGUGAAUACAACUGGUCAGACAGACCCCCUGGCUGCGUGUGCUGCUGCUUGUCUGAGAGAGCGUGCCUGCCAGGCCUUCUCCCUGUCACCAGACAUGACCUCACCAUCUUGCACCUGGGUGACUUCAGGGGCUGACCAACUGACACCGAACUCUCAGGUUAUAACUUAUGUAAAAAACACCACUGCUGCUGCAGUCCUGUUUAGUGGCCAGGCUGAAGCAGGGAGUGAUUUUUCUCCUGUGACAGCUCAAAGUGCCUUCAUGGAUGAUGGGUCAGGGGUCACCAACCUCUCAGUCCCAAUCUUGACUGAUAAGUUCCCUGAAAUGGAUGAGAGCUUCAACAUACAGAUCUUACAGGUAGAGCUGAUAAAUCUGCCUGUGGUACCAAAGAACCUGCCCACGAUUGGCCUGCCAGACAAAGCGGUGGUAACUAUAGGCAUGAACGGAGAUGCAUUUGGGGUGUUUUUGAUAUACAGCCUCAGUCCAGGCGCCCGGAACGAGGGGCUCUAUCUGGAGGUUCGUGAAGAGCCUCUGGUUGUGGUGCCCCUGGUCAUAGAGAGGAGAGGAGGGAAUCUUGGCACUGUUACUGUAGAGUGGAGGUUUGUUGGAGGAAAAGCCACACCAGAUGCUGACUUCACUGGGACUGGAGGGACUCUAGUCUUUGAUGGUGAUCUAAAGAAGACGAUAGAGAUUGUUAUCAGAGACGAUAUUGAGCCAGAGGACAACGAGAGCCUCAUGAUUGGUCUUGUGAAUACAGAAGGAGGAAGUCGAAUCCUACCCAGCUCUGACACCGUUACCAUAGUGAUACUUGCUAACGAUAACGUGGCUGGGAUAGUUGGAUUCCAUCCCUCUUCGCGAUCUGUGAUCGCCAGAGAAGGUGAGAUGCUAUCCCUAUUAGUGAUGAGAACUGCGCCAGGUCGAGGUAAUGUCACUCUGGACUGGACUGUACAAGGGCCACGUGUACUCCGGACGUUCACCCAAACAUCAGGGACACUUUUCUUUACUGAGGGUGAACUGAAUGACACCAUAGUCCUACAACUUCUUGAUGAUGUCACACCAGAGGAUAAGGAUGAAUACAAAAUGUCCUUGUCCAAUAUACAAACGUUUGGUGUUGUGGAGACUGGCCAUGCUGCUCUUGAUGCUCAGGGCAGUGAGGCAGUCAUUUCUGUGGACACCAGCGAUGAACCCUAUGGGCUACUGACAAUUGCCCCAUCGUCCCUCAAGGUGACCACAGAGGAACAGGACCGGACUGUUAACAUUUACGUCAAAAGAGAGUUUGGAGCCUCAGGAGCGGUGAACAUCACCUAUGAGGUUAUAAGAGGUUCUUUGCAAGACCUGUCCCAGAUAGAGGGUGCUCUCGCUGAACCGGGACAAGACUUCAUCGCUGGUACUGGUUCUGUAAUCCUUCAGGACGGACAGACUACCGUUGCCAUCCCUGUCACCAUAUUAGAGGAUGACACGCCAGAGCUGCAGGAGUUCUUCUUGGUCAACAUAACAUCAGCAGUUCUCAUCACGACCAUUGCCACUGUUCCACAACUAGACACUCAGGGUUUGGUCACUGAGGUUAGCAUUGCUGCCAAUGAUGGGAUAAGAGGAGUCAUUGAAUGGACAAGUACCAUGUUUGAAGUCAAUGAAACAAUAGGGACCCUUACUCUCGUGGCCUACAGGAGCAAGGGGGCGUAUGGAAAUGUCUCUCUUUUCUUCUAUGCUCAGAAUCUGGAAGCUCAACAAGGACUGGAUUACAAUACCAGUGAAAUGAUGCUGCAUUUUGUUGAUGGUGAACGGUAUAAGUUUGUAGAAGUGCAGAUCAUCGAUGACGUUGUUCCAGAGGGAGCUGAGAGAUUCCAGCUCAUCCUGUCUGAGCCUUCUCUGGGGCUUGAGCUGGGCACCAACACAACAGCAACCGUGAAUAUCCUUGCCAGUGACGAUGGACAUGGUGUCAUUUCUUUUAACACCAGCGAGCAUUUCUUACUGAAGGAGCCCACCUCAGUGUCUGGUCUGAGUGAGAGUGUGGCCACCCUGUAUGUGGUUCGAAACCCAGAGGAAGGCACAUUUGGCUCCGUAACGGUUCAGUUCACCAUCACUGAUGCAAACGGCAGUCUGGCCGAGGGGGAUUUCACUCCAGCACGAGGGUUUGUGGUACUGGAGGAUGGAGUCAGGUUUAAGAUGUUGGAGAUCUGGGCAAUACUUGACGCUGAACCUGAAGUCAAUGAAACCUUCAGUGUGACCCUGACUAACCCAACAGGAGGUGCACGUCUGGGUGACCAACUCCAAACUCGAAUCACUGUCCUGGAGAAUUUAGCUCCAUCUGGCUUGUUCCGCAUCGGACCUACUAUCAACAGAACUAACACAGAAGUGACUGCUAAUGAAGGUGGCAGAACAGUCUUCCUCACCGUGUCUCGCAGUAAUGGUCUGGAGUCACUUGUUAGUGUGGAAUGGGAGACCCUGUCUGACACAGCUAUGGCCUCUGAGGGUCCCCUCUCAGUGAUUGGUGUGUACCAGAGCUUUGAGGAUUACCCCACCUCCGCUUGGUGCUCACUUCCUGAAGGGUCUUCCCCCCUGGCUAUGAGGCUGGAUAGGAGGCCUAUGUUUGGAUCCUCACACACCUUGGCUACUCUUUAUAGGUGGCAGGGUGUGUUUGUGCCAGUAGAGUCGGUUAGGAUUCAGGAGCCAAGCUCUUGUGUUGGGUUUGCAGUGAAUGGAUCUACCUACAUUGGCAUCACUCACAGUGGCCCUCCCUUUUCCCCCGCUACCAACCUUAGCAUUUUCAAAUUGCAUAUGGACCUUAAUGUCACAUUGGAACAAACUUUAGGUGUAGAAGCUCUGGAUGUGAAACACUUCUCAACUGAAGGCAGAGAUUACCUAAUAGCAUCAAGCCAGAUUUUUGUUUGGACUGGAGGCUCCUUCGCCCUCCUCCAAACUCUUGACUUUGAAAAGAACAUCCUCAGUAUUUCUCCGUUCAGCCGGGCAGCUGUUCCCUACCUGUUGGUGUGCAUAGACAAACAAAAUGUCAGCUGCCUCCUGCUGCAAUGGACCAACGGGAGAUUUCAGAAUCCACAGCCUCUUCAACUCGCUGGCAGAGCCAUUCAGGCAGAUGCAAUCAGCACAAGAGCAGAGGACACACUCCUGCUGGUUCUUAUUGAAGGUCCUACUCCGACAUGUGAGGUGUUCCAGUGGAGCUCAGGACAGCCUUCCCCUCAGCUUUAUCAGUCGAUUCCUCACCCGGGCCUCACCUCUAUUCACCCCUUCACUGCUCCAUCUGGGAUCACAUAUGUCCUGCUCGCUGGAAGAAACGGCUCAUCACUCUACUUGUGGAGGUCUGAUGUCAAGCUGCUCGCCAUGAUCCUGAGGGCCCCUCCGGCAAUGAGCUUCUUAUCUCUCAUGGUGCCGUCCCUCAACAGCACCAAGACCCUCUUAGCCUCUUCUGAGGAGAAAAGCUCCACUGUUUAUGAAUUUACUUCUGUCUCCAAUAUGUCUGAUUUCAUACCCAGUUUUGGGGAGUUGCACUUUGCACCGGGGGACAGCGAGCUGGAGAUAGCAGUGAACAUCAUAGAUGAUGACAUCCCUGAGGAGCAGGAGCGCUUCCAAGUCAGCCUGAAGAAUCCAAAGGGCGGGGCUGAGAUUGGAUUUGGCGGUCAGGUGACUGUCAUAGUCCCAACCAAUGAUGAUGCCCAUGGAGUCAUCGGCUUUGCUCAGAAUUCUCUAUCUGUGGAGGUAGAAGAGUUGGAGCAAAAUAAUCAGAUGUCUCUCACAGUGGAGAGGAAAAGAGGAACUUUUGGCAGACUGACUGUUCACUGGGUUGCCACUGGCAGUCUGGCGGACAUUUACCCCACUUCAGGAGUGGUAACAUUUUCCGAGGGCCAGUCAGAGGCCUUCAUCUCACUGACUGUGCUGGCAGAUGGCGCCCCAGAGCUGAGAGAGAUCGUAACCAUCACCCUCAUGGAUGUCACCACUGUGGGGCUGCGGGACCUUACACAGGCUGCAGUCAUCGACAAGCAGAGAGCUCAAGCUCUAAUCACCAUCCUACCAAAUGGUUCUCCCUACGGGGUGUUUGGAUGGCAUCUGGACUCACAGUUUACACUCGCACAAGAACCACAGAGGACUCCAGUCAAUGUGACUCUCUCUAUAGUGAGGGAGCAGGGCUCUACGGGUGAGGUGGCGGUCCACUACAAGAGCGGGCCGGCCCUGUAUCAGCCCCCCUCUAACCAAGCAAGUGCAGGAGAGGACUACACCCCCAAAGACAACACCAUCAUCAUGAUAGAUGGAGCUACUGUGGCUCUUGUUACUAUCACAAUCCUACCGGAUGACAUCCCAGAGUUAGCGGAGAGUUUCCUGAUAAAUAUCACCAGAGUGGAGCUGAUUAGUGAGUCAGUUGGUGCGGGGCAGCCGAGUCUGAAGAGGCCUGGUAUGGAAGUAGCCGAGGUCAUUAUCCAGGAGAACGAUGACCCUCGAGGGAUUCUGCAGUUCAAUGUCUCUGAGGAUAUCCCUGGAGUCGUGCUGGCAUACGAGAUUCCACCACCAGACAACAUCCUCCAUCUGUCGGUUGUGCGACUGGCUGGAUCAAUUGGACGACUGGUCAUCUACUGGGAGGCUCAGCCAAUCACUGCUGAUCUGAGUGACUUCAGCCCCUCAUCUGGGAAUAUUACAUUUCUAGAUGGGCAGAAAAAAGCCAUGAUUGCCAUCAACAUCUUGGAUGACAAACUUGUGGAGACUGCAGAGACCUUCAGAGUGGAUUUACUGCGAGUGAUUGGUGGUGCUCGACUGGGUGAAGUGACCUCUGUAACUAUCAACAUACCGCCAAACGACUCACCUCUUGGACGGUUUGGAUUUCAGAACUAGAGGUGUGUUAUUGUCAGUGAGCCAGAGUUUGAGGGUGAUCCUGCUGCCGUGGCAACACUAGCUGUGCUACGUAGUGUGGGAGGUGAAGGUGCAGUGACACUGAGAUGGCAGCUGGACGACCAAGCUGCAGAUGACCUCUCACCGCUCAAUGGGACUCUUGUUUUCACUGAGACUGACUCAAUGAAGACAUUUGUGAUAAGAGCCCUGGCUGACAGUGUACUUGAAGGAGAUGAGCAUUUCACUGUCAAGCUGUUUCCUGCUGGAAGCGGUGCUGUCAUUGAUCCCUUAGACGGAAUUGCGUCCAUUGCUAUCCGGGCAGACAAGGCUGCUCUGGGUAUUAUUGGCAUAGAAGAGACAUCAAGGAACGUCCUCAUCGGCGAACCUCAGGGAGAUUACAACGGUAGUGCUGUGGUCAGCCUCGUGAGAGGGCCAGGUGUGUUUGGAGAGGUCCAGGUUUACUGGAAUAUCACUCCAGCUGUGAUGUCUGAGUUUGAAGCGAUCUCUGGCACUGUGAUUUUGAGAGACAGAGAGUCCACUGCCAUGAUUAUUCUUAAGGCUCUGGAUGAUAACCUUCCUGAAGAGCGCCUUGAGUACCAGCUUGCACUGACUUCCAUCACCCCUGGACUGGAAAUCAGUCCCAUUGCUAAGCAUGCCAAGAUUAUUAUGGCGGCCAGUGACAACCCAUAUGGCAUCUUCUCCUUUGACCAGGAUCAGAUCAGGGCAACUGAGGAAGAGGGAAUGGUCAAUGUCACAGUAAAUCGCUCCUUGGGCAUCCUCGGCAGAGUGUGGGUGACCUACCAAACCUCAGGCAACACAGCGAUCAGUGGAGAGGACUUUAUUUCCGCUUCAGGACGACUUCUCUUUACAACAGGCCAAACCUCACAACAAGUCACCCUGCAGAUCCUGGAUGACAGUCUUUCAGAAGGGCCUGAGCUGUUCUUCCUUAACAUUACUGAAGUGGAGCUAGUCAACGUCAGUACUGUGGACUACACAGUGAGAGAGUCAGGUCUCCAGCAAGACCAGCCCCCGGCUGUAGGAAGCAUCUCCUCUGUCACUGUGGUAAUACUUAAGAAUGACAAUGCUGAGGGUAUCCUGGAGUUCAGGCAAGACUAUGUCAACAUUACAGUUGAAGAGGAUGUGGGCACUCUGUUGAUCGCAGUGGUGAGGAGAGUGGGCACAUAUGGAUCAGUCUCUGCUCAGUUCAUUUCUAGAGGCCUGAGUGCAACCCCUCACCUCGACUACAUCCUGAGUAAUGGAUCAGUAAUGUUUGCACAUGGACAAAAUACCAGCUACAUCAAUGUCUCCAUAAUAGAUGACAUGGACAGUGAGCAUGUAGAGAUAUUCGAGGUCCUGCUGGUUGGAGCUACAGGAGGAGCAAUUCUCGGCUCUCAACAUGUUACCAGAGUAACCAUCGCCAAGAGCGACUCUACAAGUGGCUUCAUCCGUUUUCUCAACGACAGCCUGAUCACUUUGGUCAACCCUAACUCCACCCUCAAACUAAGUCUUGUGUUGGAGAGAGCAGGAGGCUUUGUGGGCAAUGCAACGGUUGCCUGGAUUAUUCGGGGCCCUAACAGCAAUGACGUCCUUCCUCCAGUCAACACAGACAUUAGAGAGCCUGUGAACGGGUCACUCUUCUUCAGGGAUGGAGAGGAGGGCAUACACAGCAUAGAGCUGCAGAUUCUCCCCCAUGGGGAAGUGGAGGUGGAGGAGACAUUCUUCAUAGAGCUCAGUGUUCUGUCAGGAGAGGAUUUGGAUCCUCGGGCCGGUUCUUUAACGCUGAAGAUAGAGAAGUUUGGUGAUCCAAAUGGUAUAGUCCAGUUUACUUUGGAUUCUCUUCAAGAGCACAUCUACAAUGAAUCCACAGAAGCAGAGGGUCCUUUCAACAUUUCACUGUUGGUUACACGCAGGGAGGGUGUCACGGGUAACAUCACGGUGCAUUGGCAGAUAAAGAGUGACUCAGAUAUGGACAGGGACUUUUUAGCCUCAGCUGGCUCAGUAAUGAUCUUUGAGGGUCAAAGAGAUGCUGAAAUUGUUCUCAGCCUGCUGCCUGAUACAGAGCCAGAGCUGGAGGAGCUCUACACUGUCCAGCUCACAGCUGUGGAGGGUGGUGCUACUCUGGACGCCAACCCAAACCUCAUCAGAACAAGAAUCAGGGUGCUCGCUAACGAUGAACCCCAUGGUGUCUUCUCCCUGGAUCCUGAGCAACAAUCCAUAGUGGUAGUGGGGUCAGGGUCUGAGGUCACCAGAGCUCUGAUCUUGAAUGUGACACGGCUUGCUGGGCUAUUCGGCAACGCUAGUGUGGGCUAUAGGAUCAGUGGAGAGAUGGAUGAAGUGAUGGACAUGGAGGAGAUACUUGGAGGACAAGCCGAAGGAAGGCUGCUAAUAAGAGAGGGACAGACCUUAAGUACUGUCACUGUACCUAUCAGCAGCCAGGUAUUUUUGUCAGCGGGGAAGAGCUUCACAGCAGAGCUGACAGAUGUAAGACUAGUCAGUCCUAUUAUUGGCUCCCCACCUCGACUCUUUCAAGAGGCCAGUGUUGCCACGGUGACUGUACCUGAAGUAGCUGCCAGCUCUGAGGUUGGCUUUGCCUCCCUGGCUCUGCAGGUGUCAAGUAUAGAAACAGGGACGUGUGAAGCAGAAGUGACACGAACAGGGCUGUUUGGGGACAUUAGGGUGCAGUGGAAUACUGGAUAUCCUUCAGGUCAGGCUCCACCUGGGCUCAGACUGGGAGUGAUCAGCCCAAGUUCAGGCUCACUGACCCUGGCCCAUGGAGAGAGGACUAAAGUCAUACCGCUGAGAGCUGUUGCUGAUGCGUCUGUGGCAGCUUCCUAUGCUAUACACCUCAAAGCUGCAACAGCAAGCUCUGCUGCAGCUGGUGCUGUGAGACUCAGGUCAGGAUUUACAGUGGCAGAAGUGGAGCCACUGGGAAUUUACCAGUUUGCCCCUGAUUCGCGCCAGCUGGUCAUUGCAGAGGACAUCCAGACAAUCACACUUUAUGUCCAGAGACUCUAUGGCUCUCGCAGCAACAGCACCCGCCUCUCCUAUACAACAGUAACGGGCAGCGCAGUAGCUGGAGAGGACUUUGUUGCAGUGCCAGAUGGCCGUUUGGUCUUUGACUCACCUCGCCAAACCAACACUUCCUUCCACCUUUCAAUACUCGACGACUCCCUUUCAGAGGCUGAUGAGUACUUUCACGUCAACCUUACAGAUGCUCAAGCUUUAACUCCAGACCCAGCAUGGACAGAUACCCCUCCUCGCCUGAGCCCACAGCACAGUGUGGCCACUGUCACCAUCCUGGCUAGUGAUGUGACAGGAGGAGUGCUGAGUAUUGGGCCUGGACAGGUUCAGGUACCAGAGGACAGGGAUGAGGAGACCCAGCAGGACAGGAGGGUGGUUCUGAGGGUCCGCAGGUCCGAUAGUGUGGCUGGGGCUGUGAGGGUUCGGGUUCAAGCAUAUGGAGGUUUCACAGCACCUCCUCCUUUUACAUUAGAACCUGUGGGGGCUCUGGCAAAGGAGGAACAGGACUUCCGCCUGGAGUCCACCAUAGUGUCACUACAGCCUGGUCAGAACGAAGCAGAGGUUGUCCUCCUCAUCCUGGAUGACUCAGAGCCGGAGGGACAGGAAGUGUUCUUCAUUUACCUCAGCGACCCAGAGGGAGGAGCACAAAUCACUGAUAGUACACACCUGGGCUUUGGGGCUUUUACCAAGAUCACCAUCCUCGGAAGCGACUUCCACAAUGGUAUUGUAGGAUUCAGUCUCAGCUCUCUGAUUGGCCAAGUCCUGGAUGAGGAUUCAGAAAACAGAACCGCUCUCCUCUAUCUGCAAAGACAAGAAAACAGAGCCUUUGAGGAUUUGCAAGUCUUCUGGAGGGCAACCUUCAGCGAGGCAUCUUUAACUCUCAUCAGCAAUGGGGUCAACCUAACCAAACAGCUGGUUCAGACCUCAGGAACAGCACUGUGUAGGAGAGGAGAGAUAACCUGUGCUCUCACCGUGGAGGUUCAAGAUGAUGAGGAACCAGAGCAGCAGGCUUGGUUCUUGGUGGAGAUUUAUCAGGUGGGUCCUGGAGCAUCCAUUAAUGAGACCAUCCGUUUUGCCAACAUCACCUUAGCAGAGAGUGAUGAUCCACGAGGCAUUGUGUACUUUGCUGUGGGCAAUAGACUGCCCAUCGCCACCCCCAUGACCACGCGGCUCAGUCUUCAAGUCUACAGACAAGCAAGCACAGCUUCAGUCAUGUCUGUACAAUACCGCACUCUGGAGCUUCCUGGAGAUGAUGUGGUGGGUCCCUCUACAAUUCGACCAGCUAUAGCAGGGAUGGACUUUCCUAAACAGGAGGGUACACUAACCUUCCAAGUGGGUCUUCGCAACACAUCUUUGAACAUAUUCCUCACACCUGACCGCGCCUCAUCAUUGCCCACACCGAAGCGCUUCCAGGUGGAACUGUUCAACGCCACAGGGGGAGCCAGAGUGCAUCCACAGUUUGGGCUGGCUAAUGUGACUUUGGUUUCAAAUUCAGCAAGUGAAGCUGUGUGGGUCUUACUGGAUCAAUUACAUCAACCUCUAAACCCAAAUAUACUGAAUCAGGUGCUUAAAGGACUUCUGAAUACGGUCACUGCACCUGUCACUCAUGAGCAGAUGGCCGCUGUACUUGAAGCUCUGGGGAAGGUUCUUGCUGAAGCCGAGAAGGUUCCUUUACUACAAAGUAACCGCAAUUUGACCUAUGACCUGCUGUGUGCCUUGGCCAAUCCCAGCAGGGUUGACACUCGAGGCUUCAGUCACCUUGCUGAGGUAGCAGAGAGAUUUGCCUUCUCCCUCCUCACCCACAGCCAAUGUGAGAUAAGGGGUACCAUCCUGGAAGCAUGCCCGUAUAUGACCAUCUUUGCCUUCCAGUGGUACCCAACACAAAUCAAUGGACACAAAUUUAGGGGACGUAAUGCAGACUUCUUCCAGCUCCCUGAUCGCUUGCUGGCGGUACCAGCGGUGCCGACAGCUGACUGUGCCAACCUCAGCCGGAUUCAACUGAUAGAGUUUAGAACAGAUCACUGGUUUCUCACGAACAAUACAACCACUGCUCUUAGUGGGAAGGUAUUCUCAGCUAGCCUUCAGGACAGAGGGUCACAACCUCUAGAAGAUGGCAAUGAGGUGGUGUAUCGUAUCCACACCCCUGGACACCAAGUUAAACCAGGCCGCUCUAUGUGCCUUCUCUGGAAUCAGACAUCCUCAAGCUGGUCAUCAGAUGGUCAAUACUGCAGGGUUGUGAAAGAGAGUGGGAACUAUGUGGAAUGUGCCUGCUCCCACUUGUCUAUCUACACGGCCUACGCAGAGUUUGUCACUCUCGCUUCCCACAACGAGGCCUUCUAUGCCUCUGGAUUUAUCUGCAUCUCAGGCUUUGCAUUGGCCAUUAUAUCCCAUGUGCUGUGCUCCCGGUUUCCUAUGUUUGCUGCCAAACUUCUCACUCACAUGAUGUUGGGCUGCCUCGGAACCCAGAUCUGCUUCCUGGUGUCAGCUUUCCGUGGACGAAUGUUUUCAGAGGACAGCUGUGCUGCUUUGGCGCUUUUCUCUCACUAUUUCCACCUCAGUCAGUUCUGUUGGAUGCUCAUACAGGCGGUGAACUUCUGGCAAGUGUUGGUGAUGAAUGACGAGCACACAGAGCGCAGAUACCUGCUCUACUUCCUGUUGGGAUGGGGACUUCCUGCUCUGGUCAUCAUCGUCCUGGUCGUCGUCCUGCUUGGCGGCUUUGGAUGGACAAUACAUGCUGUAUAUGGGCUGGUGCAAGGAGACGUAUGCUUCAUCCCAAACAUCUAUGCAGCUCUGUGCACGGCGGUGCUGGUGCCUCUCAUCUGUCUGGUUGCAGUUCUGGUUGUGUUCAUCCACGCCUACCAGGUUACACAGCAGUGGAAGGCCUACGAUGAUAUUUACCGUGGACGAACCAACAGUGCAG
Labrus bergylta (ballan wrasse) is the source of this 18016-nucleotide messenger RNA. Lineage: Eukaryota; Metazoa; Chordata; Actinopteri; Labriformes; Labridae. The record is from RefSeq and is a predicted model, not a curated record.